Acinonyx jubatus (cheetah) is the source of this 3194-nucleotide messenger RNA. It is a transcript of the gene PTK6, whose product is annotated as protein tyrosine kinase 6. Bases 7 to 1359 code for a protein of 450 amino acids. The transcript has 8 exons. Gene Ontology annotation, molecular function: non-membrane spanning protein tyrosine kinase activity; signaling receptor binding; ATP binding. Gene Ontology annotation, biological process: innate immune response; cell differentiation; cell surface receptor protein tyrosine kinase signaling pathway. The record is from RefSeq and is a predicted model, not a curated record. Gene Ontology annotation, cellular component: extrinsic component of cytoplasmic side of plasma membrane. NCBI's taxonomy places the organism in Eukaryota, Metazoa, Chordata, Mammalia, Carnivora, Felidae.
CCUGCCAUGGUGUCCCGGGACCAGCCUCACCCGGGCCCCCGGUACGUGGGCCUGUGGGACUUCGAGGCCCGGACGGACAAAGAGCUGAGCUUCCGGGCCGGGGACCUGUUCCACGUGGCCAGGAAGGGGGAGGAGUGGUGCUGGGCUGUGCGGCUGGACGAGGCGGGCAGGGCCCUGGCUGAGGGCUACGUGCCCCACAGCUACCUGGCCGAGAAGGAGACGGUGGAGUCUGAACCGUGGUUUUUUGGCCGCAUCUCCCGCUCCGAAGCGCUGCACAGGCUGCAGGCAGAGGGCAACACAGCCGGGGCCUUCCUGGUCAGGGUCAGCGAAAAGCCGGGCGCCGACUACGUUCUCUCAGUGCGUGACGGCCAGGUCGUGCGACACUACAGGAUCUGGGGGCGUGCUGGCCGGCUGCACCUCAGCGAGGCCGUGUCCUUCCCCAGCCUGUCCGAGCUCGUGGACCACCACAAAGCCCAGAGCCUGUCCCACGGCCUGCGGCUCACUGUGCCCUGCUGGAAGCAUGAGCCCAAGCCCCUGCCCCACUGCGACGACUGGGAGAUGCCACGGGAGGAGUUCACACUCUGCAGGAAGCUGGGGUCCGGCUGCUUCGGGGAGGUCUUUGAAGGGCUCUGGAAAGACCAGGUCCGAGUGGCUAUUAAGGUGAUUGCUCGAGAUGACCUCCCGCACCAGCACAACUUCCAGGCGGAGAUUCAGGCCAUGAAGAAGCUUCGGCACAAACACAUUCUGCCGCUGUAUGCCGUGGUGUCCGUGGGGGACCCCGUGUACAUCAUCACAGAGCUCAUGCCAAGGGGAGCCCUGCUGGAGCUGCUGCGGGGCUCUGACGAGAAAACCCUGCCUGUCUCGGAGCUGGUGGGCCUCGCAUCACAGGUGGCCGAGGGCAUGUGCUACCUGGAAUCGCAGAAUUACAUCCACCGGGACCUGGCGGCCAGGAACAUCCUUGUGGGGGAAAACAACAUCUGCAAAGUCGGGGACUUUGGGCUAGCCAGGCUCAUCAAGGAGGACAUCUACCUUUCCCACGGCCGCAACAUCCCCUACAAGUGGACCGCCCCGGAGGCCCUGUCAAGAGGGCUUUACUCCAUCAAGUCGGACGUGUGGUCCUUCGGGAUUCUCCUCCACGAGAUUUUCAGCAGGGGUCAGAUGCCCUAUGCAGGCAUGUCCAACCACGAGGCCUUCCUGAGGGUGGACUCGGGCUACCGGAUGCCCUGUCCCCCGGAGAGCCCACCCGCUGCGUACAAGCUGAUGCUGUCGUGCUGGAACAGGGACCCGGAGCAGAGACCCUGCUUCAGAGCCCUGCGGGAGAAGCUCUCCAGUGUCAGCAGGUACGAGAACCCGCUCUGAAAGGGACACCCCUCUGGUGCUGCCUCUGAGGCCACGAGGCCCUGUGAAGGGGGGCCCGGGUGCCGCCCUGGACCUCAGAUCAAGGGUACGGGCAGACGAAGGUGUGGACAAGUUCGCAGGACCGGGCUGAACGCUUGGGGGAUGGAGAUCCUCCAGCCAGGGGCCCACCCUGCCCCAGGGCUGGGGGAAGCAGUCCCCUUGAAGUCGGGGGGGGGCUGAGGCUGCCCAUUCCUCCCGUCUGCUUCUUCAAAGACACCAGCUCCUGGAAAGUGCCGGGACUCUCCGCAGCCAGCUCUAACCCUCCAGGAGCCUGGCCACUCUUCUUUCCAAAGGGAGUGGACCUGUCCCUGGUCCUGACUCAAAGCCCAUCAGCUGUCAGGACCAGGGCGCAGCUCCCCAGGUGGGGCAUGAGGAGGGGCCUGGAUUUGGGGCGGGCUCACCCUGGGUCACCUGGCCUGUGUGCAACUCCUGAUAUGGGGCGACAUGGCCUUCUCAGUAUUCUGUGAAAACGGGCUAUUUGCUGGUGGGGCACUGCAGUCUGCUACCCAGGGCCGUGGCCAUCAGCAGCGGCCACCAGGAGUCCUGAGGGCCUCAUCUGGACGCUGUAGCAGGAGACUGGGCACCUGCCCCCACCCUGGGUCCGUGUGAGGUGGGAAUGAAGGCCUCCCGUACAGGCCUCAGCACGGACUACCGGCUUUGGGAGCACAGGGGGCCUGGGUAAGACUGCACCGACCCUGCAGCCUGCCUUGACACGAUGAGGGCAGACAGGACAGAGGCCCUUGAGGGCCAUCAGCUACACGGGAUGCCCUGGAUUGGACUGAACCGUUUCUAGCACAGAGUGGGGGCAGAGUGGCCAAAGAGGAGGCUGGGCUCCCUCAGUGGCCCGUGGGGCCCCUAACUUCAUACCAAGCCCCCAUCCACGCCCUCCCUAAGCUGCCCCCUCCUGCCCAACAGACCCGGGCCAAUCUCUGCUGGCCACUGAAGGUGUGUGGACACACAGUCCACCAAUCACGCCCGCCCAUGGAGGCUGGCGGAGGACGACACAGCCACACCCUCCCAAGGCUGGAGUUCGUCCAGAGCCGGGUCACCAGUGGUGGGAAGGUCCCUUGGGAACGCCCCCGUACCACUUACGACUCAGUCUUAAUUUUGGGUCCCCGCCCCCAGAGUUGGGGGACCCUACCCAGAGCGCGUCCUGCAACAGGCUAGAAGAGACGACACCCUCACAGGAAGGCUCCGGGAGAUAGUCCGGCCCCGUGAGCCGCACACCAGUUGGGACAGCUCUGGUACCGGCCCCUCACUGCCCUCCAGGGUGUCAAGGGCAGGGGCCCUUGCCAAGGUCCUUCCAGGGGCACCAGGUGCCUCCAGCUGACGGCCCCUAAACCCACAAGCAGAGGCCCAGGACUCCAGCGGCUGCCCCGGAGCUUCUUGUCCAACCUCUGAACUGCCUGCUCUUCCAGGCCCCCCACCCCUUCUCAGGUGCCAAGGCUCCACACUCGCUGUGGUGGCUUGCCGCUGCGAACCUGGGCCAGACCCAAGAGGUGGCUCCCCAGUGAGGGAACCCAGGAAGGCCCAGGGAACAGGGCCAACUCUCCACCUCUGCCAGGAAGUGAGGUUGAGAAACAUCAGCUUCUCCCACGGGCCCCGGGAACACAUGGUCACACACACCAUCAGGGCUACUGGCUGCUCGGUUUAUUUUCCACUUGGUGCAAGGCACACGGUCACAGGGUGUCGGGAAGGCUUGCGUGUGGCUUGGAUAGUAAAGAGUGGGGUUCUCUCGACUUCCUUUUUGGUGUUUUGUUGUUAUUUUGAUAUAAAAGAACCCAAGUGCUUCUGCC